GUGACAUAAGAGCCUCCAUGCGGAGGAGGCAGUGCAUACAUGACGUUACCUCGGCAGCAGUCAUGAACAUCCGCUUGUCUUGUGGUGGUGAGAACGAGGUCUCGUAAGAACAAUGGCGACAGAAAAAAUGUCAAAUCCGGCCAGCGAGAGAUGAAGGUGUGUCGGUGUGAUAUAUCAUUUUAUAUUGUUUAAAUAUCACAGUCUACUUAAAAUGCUCUCAAGAAUAUGGCAGGCAAAAAUAUUAGUGUAAUUCGCUGUUUUGAGGAUGCCGAAGAUACCGGAAUACUCGAGUUGUGUGCUCGAAAUUUGAAAGAGUUUCCCGAACACCCUGAAGAAUGUGAAUUAAUAGACGUUAUCGAAUGUGGUUAGUACUUUGUAUUUUAUAUAUCACACAUUUUAACAUAAUCUAAGUAGUUAUUAACUCAGAAAUCUUGAUCCUUUUCAGAUAUUUCAAAAAAUCGCUUCACUGAGUUACCUCCGGUAAUAUGUGAAUUUGUAAUGUUGGAAAGAUUAAAUUGUCACCAUAAUUCUAUAAGAUCUGUACCAGACACAAACCGUCUUACGUCUCUGACAUGGCUUAAUCUUAGGUAAGUAAAUUUUUAUUUCUCAAGUAAAUACCGAAAAUGAAGUUUACGAUUAGACGUGCAUAAAUAAUUGCAAAAUAAUGACCAAAACAAAACAUGUUAAUAAAUUAUAAAAAGCUUCCUUGUUCAAUAUUAACUGAAUGUUAAGGUAACUUUUCAAGUUUUACGUUAUUUUAAUAGUUUUAUUCAACAGUGAAUUUAAGAACUGACAUAUCUGUUGUUUGACAUGUAAUGUAGAGUCAAGUAUCUUCCCUUUUUAGGUGACUGAAUAUGUGAAUAUCAAUAUUAUAAUGUUGUUAAUUGCUUGCUGUUUCAACAUCAGACCUUGCAUUUUGUAUGAAGUAGGAGAGCAGUUAAUUGCUCUCCUGGUUUUGCCUAUUAUCUAGAGUGAUAGGGACUAACAGUCACCCCAAAACUGCCAUAAGAUAUUGAAAUGUAAUAUUAGCCCAUUGAACACCUGAGUGCUAUCCAUGAGUAAAAUCAUGAGGUGUUGGACAAAGUAAAAUAGUGAAGUAGGGCACAUUGGGGUGCAGUGCAACUUAAUAGGUUAAUCAAUUACUUGACCUGGUAUAGACCCAUUGCACUGACGUCACAAAUCCUUAGAGUGUCCUCCAGAUGCUCCCUAACAAUAUAUGUUCUAGUACAACAACCACAUACAGCGCAAAAAUUAACCAUUUUAAUACAAAAUUAUUAUAAAGUUUUGCAAAAUUUGCUUUGUUUACAAAAGUUAUAUUAUGCAUAGAUUGCUAAUUUGUCUGCCAGAUGCAUUGUCACCGGCGCUGUGACGUCAUGUGCAAUGGGUCUAUAGUAGCAACCAAGGUGUGCUGUAAAGAGUGAUCAUGCACUUCCAACAUAGGGCCAGUGGCAACUUGGUUAUUUAUGCCCAACUUUAGCAUUUUGUUCUAUUCAAGAACCACUCUGUUGCUAUGUCUAGCUUUGUCACUGAAUUUUUGACAUCUUUGAAAUAAAUUAAGAAUGGAAUGACAAACUUUAAGAUACUAAAUUAUGGUGGUUCUUGGUCACAUGUUUCCCAUAAUAUAGUCCAUUGUUUGAUUACAGAGUCAGCAGCUCACAAUUUGCAAAUGUAAAAUUAAUUCUCUUUUUGCAAAUGCAAAUGCAAAUACAAAAUCAUCCAUUUUGAUGUUUUGAAUAACGUUUUGCAAAAACAAUGUAUUCAUGUUUACAUAUUUUGCUGACUAUUAUUGUAAUUUUGUGCUAAACGGAUGUGUGAAAUUAACUCUACAAUUUCUUCAGAAAAUUUAUGAAAUUCACUACAAAGUGGCUGCCAUUUUGUUUUGUGCAAGCAAUAUUUCUGAAGGAAAUUGCAAAAUUUGAUUUUCAAGAAGGAAAUUUACGAAUCAAUUUUUCCUCAUUAACUCGAACCCUGGAUUAUGUGCUUUAUCUUUUUAUAUAAUACAGUGAGUAUAAAUAUUUAUGGCACAGGGAUCUGCUGGCAAUCUAGAGCAAAGAUCAGUUUACAUCUUGAAAAUGUUUUCUACAUGUCAUGUAUAAUUUCCCUAAAACCUUCACAAAACCAAAGGUUUCCUUGCAUCCUUUUUUACAAUCAUGGUCCCUCAUGUAGUGGUCCAUGGUUGAGUAGCUAAUCAGAAUACAGAAUUUGUAAUAGACCAUGGUUGAGUGUAUACCAACACUAGACACCCACAUUAACAGAAAAACCCACUAAUGCACAGCAUUGUUCAACAUUGUCUGGCAUUCAACAGAACAAAAUUAAAACAGAUCCAGAUGAUGGUAUCUGGUAUAUGGUAAAAAAUAGACAUUCGGGGGUAUCCAGCAAAAUGUUGGCCGGUUUUUUAGCAGGUAAUACUGGUACUCUUAUGAAACCGCAAAAAGUUUCUUUUGUCUUAAAAAAAUUUGUGUGUUAAGAAAUUGUGGAACAAUUAUGUUCCUGUUUCACAAUGGCUCUUCUCUAACCAGUUUACUGUGAAAUCUGCAAUCAAAGUUACAGUGGGAUUGACUUUGUUGGAAAUUUCCUUUCUACUGUAACUGCAUUCAGGUACAAAUUAGCUUGCACAGCUAGUGGUUUUAAAGGGUUGAGGCAUGGGACCAACCUCUUAAAACCACCUGCUACUGUACACAGGCUAGGUACAAAUUACAAGAAGCCAAUUUACAUCAGUACAAAUGGAGUUGGUACUACCGUUUGCUCUGCAAUUCAGCAUUUUUCAGGUAUGAUUAAAAAAAUCUCUAACAUGCUGAAGAAUCUAAAUGCGAGCAAUCUUAGACAUCUAUCAGAUCCCCUUAUGUUAUAUGCAUGCCUGAGUGGAGGAUGCAAACACUGUGUGACUAUAGAUCAGCUAGAGACAUUAUAUGUUAGCUGAAAUAAAUGACUCAACACUGAGCACAAGUCUGCGAGCAGAAGGGGUAAACCAAUGUCAUUAUCGUGGAAUGGGACAAGAGUGGUCGCCUGGAAGUGAGAAGUACCUUCCAAUCUGAUCACUACAGUAAACCAACGCCAAUCUUCACAGUUUGAAACGAGAGUAAUUUGGAAAGUGUAAGUCUGGAUUCACUAUUGAAAAAGAAUACAACGUGAGAAACUCUCUGAGAACCCUACCUGGUUGAAAAGACUCAAAAUACAAAAGGGUGAGAGUCGAAUAACAGCAAGGGCCGAGACACACUGGAUGCGAUUCGACAACGCGGCGUGAUUUUUCAGUUUUUUAAAGAAAAAUCGUACCGCUUUGUCGAAUCGCGUCCGGUGUGUUUCGGCCUUAAGGCCUAGAAAAUAUAUUUCUCUUCUUGGCAGGAAAAUCCAAAGAUAAACAUUUCCUGUGUAAUUCAAAUAUAAAAUCAAGAAACCUGAAAGAAUAUGGAUCUAGCAUACUCAAUCAGCAAUCAUCGAAAUUUGACCAGAAUCGAAGGCAACUCAAGUGAAUUGUCAAGACAUUAGAGCAUUGAGGAAGAUUCGAAGCAUGUUGUCCUAUGUGCUGUAUUUGCUAAGAAAUACUGUUUUCACAUGAAAGCUAAUAGAGAAGAUCCAGUGUUGGACCAUACAUAGUGGCACUGGACUACAGUAUGUCAGCUGUACAGUAAGUAAUGGAGAAUAAACCAUACAAUCUUGGUGAGAAAUUCCAGCUGUUGAUCUUCCUUUAGUUCAACUAGCAGAAGAUUGUGCUGUGGGAAUUGACGUUUCCGGGUCUACCCGCCAAUUUACUAUCAAAACGUGGCACCUUCCCAUCCCUGAUAUGAGCAAAUAUUGACUGUACUGACAUAUUUUAUCACAUUAGCUCCCUUGACAGUACACCCAACUGUUUCUUGGCCAGGACUGUCUCAUCGCUGAAACCACUGUCAACUUCCCGGGAUGUUGGACAAAGGUGUUCUCGAAAAUCUAUUUUCUCUUCACGCGUCUCAAAUGCUGUUAGAUACCUCCUAUAGGAGGAGAGCAAGGAUAUUAAGCAAGAGAAGCUACCAAUGAAUCUGUUAACCAACGUGUUGUGCUCAUGCUGGUUCAUGCGGAUUUGAAGAAAUGCCUUCCAAAUGUCAAUGAACACAAGCACAGGAAGUUAACACUGGUGAAUUGUGACAUUCCACAUUUUUGUACGAGCGGAGCAGGAUAGUGACUUCUGGAGACAUCCAUUGAGGGAUUUUGGAGUCGUGUUGUAUGUCAAGAAGAUUGAUUUGGGAUAAUUUCAAUAAGUCUUUUCAUUAGUUGGUCUUUGGUGAUCUGCUUAUAUUCAAUGGUUUUUUCGUCGAGGCUCUAAUCUCUUGCUUAUAGAUUGUUUAGCCGAUGUACACUAACAUGUAUUUUCAUUCAAUGGCCAGUGAAGUCUGGUGAUGGUUCGAUGCUAAUUGGUGCUAUGUUCGAUUGAAUCGGCCAAUCCAAGAACGUCUGAAGAACUAGUCAUUCUUCUCUUUCUUAGUAAAAAACACGUGUUCGUCAUCAAGUUCUCGAGCGGGUUACAUGGUAAACCAUCCUAACUUCGCAUUCUUUCCCGAUGCAUGAUUCGCUUUCUUUGAUUCUUGACAAUUCAUUGGCUUAAUCUUUGCCAUGUACGUUUUCAACGUUGAUAUAUCGAGAAGCCAAUUAACACGUCAGCCAUCUUGGCAUCAUAACUCAUAAGAUCUGACUCGUCCCCAGUCGUCUCUAAAGGUCUUGGAAAUAGAGCUCGAGAAAUUGCUUGAAAAUUUAAAACACAAAUUUAAAACAAAUGUAAAAGUCAAAGCAAUACCAAGAGCGAGUGAGAUUUGAGAUAUUGCACUCUUUCUGAUAUGCUUUAAUAGAUCAAAGUCAAGAGUGGGCAGUAGCGAAGUAGUUGUAGGUCGAGUAGCGAAGUAGCGAGUAGUUUUUUACUACUUUUUAAAACAGUUGGUGUAGCAAACUACUUUUUGUCGGGAACCAACGUUGAUUACUUUUCAAGCAACAGUUGCUAUUCGCUACUUUUCGAAUUUCUUAUCAACCGACUAUAGCAAAUCUCACUGCCAGACUGCGUGCAUAUUUUUUGGUCCUUUUUGUCUAUUUCCAGAUAUAUCAGAAUCUCAGAGUUUGAUAUUUUGCAUAGCCAGUACUCAAUCUCACAAUCUUCUAAUUACCAAACCAGCGAUCGGCCUGAGUUCUCUUAUAGCUCGUUUGACCGUAUUUGCACACAAAGACGGACCAUCCUUUAAGACAACCUGCGUACGCAAGUCUGCGUAGACGAAUUUUCCAGAUAUUUUGUCUUGACGAAUGAUCCGUGUGCUUUCCGUUUAUGUCUGUGACAGUGGUUGAUAUACAGUUGGAUUAUCAGACAGACCCUCGUUUUUACCCAAGUUUGUGCACAAAUUUUCAAUACUUAAUAAACUAUGCAAACAGGGCAACAACGGCGGUCGAGGGGCCACAAAAUACGCUGUUUUCACGAGGUCUCAGUAAAUAAGUGUUUUAUUGUAUAGCCGAGUGUCAAAGUCUCAAAAAUUCACCUGGUAUUCCGAAACUGUAAUAAAACCGACCGGCAGACAUGCUGAAACUCUUGAAAAACUUUGCUUUGAACUUGCUGGUUGACGCGAGCAGCUUGCGCCUCACUUGUGGUUUUAUUAUUGACUUGUUAAUAAUUGUUUCGUUGUUGACCGGUUGUCUCCUCACCAAAGCAUGCAGUGAACAUGACGUUUUGUGGACCGGCACGUGAUAUGGGUUUGUCCAAUCGGCAAACAGGAAAAUUGAACUUGCUUGCUAUAUAAUAGUUGCUGUUUAGUUUAGUUUAGUUUAGUUUACUAAUACGUUUUUACGGUUUUAGCCGCUUUGAUUUAAUUCAUUUGGCUUUGCCUAAUUGCCUUGAACAAUGCGCUACGUACAAAUUGCAUAAUUAUACAUGCAAGGCUAGCAAAACCGCAACAGCUGAGACCAAUUAUUGCGGAUCCUUAAAGUUUGGAGUUUGGGUUUACCACUGUUCUUGCCGUUCGAAGAAUUAGUUAAAAAUAAGAAAAACAUAUAACCAUUAGUGGCGUAACUGGAAUAGAGCCCCUGGGGAGAUGGACACGUCAAAAAAGAUGCAAAAUUUGCUGAUAUAUAUACACAUCAACUUCGCCACUUCGUACUUUCUCGUACUGAAAUAGAAAUAUGGCAAAAAGUUUGCAGUUAACCCACCCUUAAUUAAACUCAAGAUUAAGCUGAGGUUAGCUGGGGUUGUUAGAAUUCAAUUGAAUGUCUGAAGGAGAUCGAGGUCUUGACGUGAACACGGACGUCGUGAAUACAUAAUGCGUCGUUAAUGCAGCUUGUCUUCAAAAUCGACAUCUAUGCAGUUUCCUGAUUUCAAAGAGGAAUGAAAGGAUUUCAAAGAAGCAAGUGUCGCCAUCUAUGACGCUUUAUUUAUGUACACCUGACGUUCGUGUUGACAAGAUCAUCACCAGCUUAAAAAUAUAUCAAUUCAUGAAGAAAAGACAAAGGAGAUCAAUACCGUGUCCAUGCUUUCAUAUUUGAUAAAACGUCAUAUUAAGUUGAAUGAACUUCAGCUACAACCGGAUCAAAGGAGAAUGCAUAAGAGUUGGCAGUCACGUGACCCUGGUUAGCUGUUCCUAAUGCUUCCCAACACUAUCAUAUAUUCUAUUUAAGUUAAAGCAUAUUUCGCCAAUGGGCUUUAUUUCGCUAAUGAACUUGGCUGUCGCCUCGUGUUUUAUAUCUGAUACUAAAACAUUCCUGCUCGUGUUUUAAAUAGUACUUAAGCUCGUUCACCCUCUUAUGAAUGGCUGUCCGCAUAGUAUUCUUUUAUUUCACUAAACGUGCUCGUCUUGCUUAUGUUCUGUUUCUUUUAUAGCAAAAAUCAACUACAGAAAUUACCAGAGCAUAUAUGUUGUCUACCUCUACAAGUUUUAAUUGUCAGCAAUAACAGAUUAUCAUGUAUUCCUGAUGAAAUUUGUUAUCUAAAGCAUAUACAAUAUUUGGUAAGUUCAAAUUACAAUAUGUAGAAAUGUUUCUUACAUGAUGUAUGUGUACCUUGGUGCUGUGGGAGUUCAUACAGUAGACUGAGGGGGUUCAUAGAGUGAGGGGGUAUAGACUGAGGGGGUUCAUAGAGUGAGGGGGUAUAGACUGAGGGGGUUCAUAGACUGAGGGGGUUCAUACUGUUUCAAUAUCCGGUUCCAAAAAUAGAGUCGGUGAACCUACGGUUCAGAACCAAUUGGAACUAUUUGAUUGAUUGAUUUUUUAAAACUCUCUGGAAAGUUAGCACCCUUGAAGAUACUUUAGAUUUUUUUAAAGGAGGGGUGAAAAUUUUCUAGUGGGGUGCAAGCGGCACCACUGAGCGAGCUUCGGCAGGGUUUAGGCGUUAGGGUUAAAGACUCGCACAAAAUAGGAGGGAUGAAGCGAAAUUUUGGUGAAGGGAUAGAGAGAUUUUAUGGUUCGCUUACAAUAUUUGACUUGCCAAUGAACCCAUACUUUUAUACUGCACCAACAACUGCCACAGUACAAGGCAAGCGUCGCUAAACACAGGAAUGGGGUUCGAAUAGGAUAAUGAUGGAUUUUUUAAGUAAAUACAAAAUUUCCAUGCUCUACAGGCAUAAACUAAACCCUUUCACGACCAUACAAGUCAAAAUCGUUCAUAUAUGAACGUCCACUUGAAAGUUUAAAACUACUAGAAGCGUACUAUAUUUGGGUACUUUGUAGCCUAGAUUUAACAACAAACACAAACUGUGCUAUUGUACUGCUUUUUAGAAUCUGAGUUCUAAUGAGUUGACAUCGUUACCAAGUAGUAUUGGUGAAUUAUCAACGUUGAGAGAAUUAAAUGUUCAUCAAAACCAUUUAGAGCAACUGCCUGAUGGUAAGUUUAUUUUAUUUAAUACAGCUGCCGCACUUGAGCAAAAAAUAAGGUGCGGCUAAUAUAAGUCUCGAAACGACAAGUUUAUACAUGCAGAUAAUUCUAUUGUGCAACCCUGGACAUAUUUUAGUCACGGAUUAUAAGUAAUAAUAUGUGGUGCAAUCACAACACUAUUAAGCCGGUAUACGAACGUAGAGGAAACGACCUGGGUACAAGAUCGAUGCUUUACAAAGUGUUUGUUCUGUUACGUUUUGGAAAUGACUAGUUACGUUUGAUAAGGUCGCUAGGCCAAUGACCAACGAAAUUCCAUUUUGACCCUUGGGCUAUUAUUCUGCGAACCCAGACGUAAUUUCCUCGUUUCUCGCUCGUUAUUUUCCAAGCGAGAAACGAGGAAAUUACGUCUGGGUUCACAGACUAUUGGGCUAUACGAGGUUUUAUAUUUUUAGAUAUUCCGCAAUUCCAGUCGCGGACACUUAGUAAAAAUUUGUCCCAUUGAAUUAAGUUCAACAUAUGCGCGACUACCUUAAGUUGGUGGAAAUCUCAGUUCUACCCCCCCCCCCCCCCCCACCCCAUUGUCCGCCAUUUACUUAAUUUCAACAAACUUUUUCUUGUUUUGUAGAAAUAUGCAAACUAAAGUUAGAAAAACUGGACUUCUCAUGUAAUAGAAUAACAGUUAUUCCAACUGUGUUUCGAUUUUUAACAACACUUAGUGACUUGGUGUUAGGCAAUAAUCCUCUUCAGUCGCCGCCAGCUCAGGUGAGACCUUACGAUGUGAGAUGGUAACCAGGAUGAGACUGCAUGAGAGUUUCCAGUCACGUGACCUUGAUUAGCUAUUCUUAAUGCUUUCUCGACACUAGGAUGUAAUAUUCUAUUUAAGUUAAAAAUUAGUUGGAACACUCAUGCAUCAAACCUUUAUUUUGUUAAUCUAGAGCUUGAGACGUCCCCUGUAACAAUGCAUGACUGCUAACUCCCAUCUUCCUUUGUCCGGGGCUUAAAUAAUACAAUGAAAUUCAUAAUAUUUGAGAAAAGAAAUAUGGAACUAAAAUCCCCACAGGAGUUUUAGGCAUCGUCCAUGUAUGCUCUGUUUAACAAUUUGUUGAGAAUUCUACAACGUUUUAAACACAACAGUUCUAUGUAGAAAUAAGUAGAAUACUCAAAUGGACAAUAUCAAGCACGAACGAGACAUAAAGUCCCAUGCAAGGUGCUUACCAUUCUAAAACUAUACAAAACAAUAAAAUAGAACAAAAUACAAAACAAAACAGCACAAACAUGAAACACAGUUAUUUACUAAGUUCUAUGACAUGGACAGUCACGCACUAAUGACCAUGUACAUGGCAUUUCUAUGUCGAACAUUGAAACAUUGAACAUUUAUAUAACGGCAAGCCACAGAUGUAUCUGCGCGCACACGCAGCCCAUCUUACUAAUGUAUUUAUGCAAUGUGAUUAUGGUGUUGUUCAAUGUGGCAGUAUGAAAUCGGAUAAGACGCUAGAACCUAUAAAAACGCUUAUAGUAAAAACGAAUCUACCACAUUUUGGAGGCUUUUACUCAUGAUUGUAUUGUCUAGUAUGCUAUCGCACUAGAAAUCGCAGCCAAAAUUGCAAGUGAAAACGAGCCUUUAGAUCUUAAACAUUUUCCUUCAAAAAUCGGUUAUAUAGUAAUAAGAUGAGCAGUAAUAUGGAUGACGUCAUUACGAUUUUAUAAACUGAUUUGUUUGUUUUCUCCAGCUAUGCACAAGGGGUAGAGGACAUAUUUUUAAGUAUCUUGCCAUCACGGCUCAAACACAUGAUAAGGUAUGUAAAAAGAGAAUAAAAGUUUUUUGUUUUUAUGGAAUAUUUACUAAUUAAUGGACGUUAUAGGGCUACAUGGCACACUUAAUAUAGCGAUCUCUUGCAUGCUAGACGUAAAAAUAUGUAAAAAUAUAAGACUUUAGUGCAACUUUAAAUACAUUUUCACCAACUAAUCAUAAAAAUAUCUAAAAUGACAAAAUUCAGGAAUAUUUGCAUAUACUUUAAACGAGAAUAUAAUUUUUGUAGGGAAAAGAUGCGAUGAAAAAGUAUAGUUUAUCUCAUCGGGAUGCUGACAGGUAAUUAUUACGGUUCUGACAAAUUGCUGAUUUGAAGAUAAAGAAUUAUCGGGUCAACCAUGAAGGGGAGGUUGGAGGGGGGCAAAGAUCUUUUAUCCAUUAAUGUUCUCUGAUAACAAAAUGAGCCAUGGGUAUUGAUUGUAAAGUGGCAAUGGUGGAAGGCAAUAUUACAGAAAUAAUUUCUGUUUCAGCAUUUUAACCGAGGCAAAUCUUCUUCCAACUCGAAAAGAUGAACAGAAAUCGCAAAAGGUAUGAAUAGUAUCCAUGUUAAAUUAAUUUGAUUGCGGUUAAGGUUUUCUCAAACUUUUCCUGUUGUUAAAAGUCAAUUUAAUACCGCUAACGGUAAUUUCAUGGACUUAAAGUUUGUUGUCAAAACUUGUUCUCUUGGUCAAGUUUUGAAAAUUCAGUCCACAAUAAAGUUGUUUUCGAAAAUACAAGUGCCAUAUUUAAAAUACGCGGGCGAUCAGACCCUGAACUAUACAAGUUUGUCGAAAUACUGGGUUGUGUCAAUAUCAACCUAUCGAUCAUUUUUCGUUACUCUUUCUAUUCCCUGGUAUUAAAUAGUCAACUUUGUCACCUUAAAUAAAAUUUAAUUAAUCCUGUAUAAAAACAAAUCUGGUGAUCUUAGCCAACGUGUGGAUUUCUUAAAGUGUGUGUAUCCGUGUUUUAAUUAAUGACGUAAUUGUCGUAAUAGACUGCUGUUUAUUACACUCUUGCCUCAAUUAUCUGGUUUUCAUAUGGUUAUUCCCUCAUGUUUCGAGCACAAUAGGUUUAAGGAUAGGGAAACAUAUUUGUGCAGGAAACAUGGGCAUAUGCCAUAGAAAUAUUAGACCUAGAAUGCGUGCUUGGUCACGUGACCGGUGUCCAAUUUGAGAACAAAAAUGCCCUUAUAAAUCCGCCAUGUUGAAUUUGAGCAGGAGUGAAAACUACAAAGUAUAUUUAAAAACAAAGCUAAAACUAAGUUCACAUCGUCAAAACGUUUUGUCUUGCUGUCUAAUUUGUAGUUUGAGGAAAGAUUUUGAAAUAUUUAAGUUCUUUUAGCUCAAAGCGAAUGUGCCGUUAAAAAAACGGUGAAAAUCAUGCAGCCUUGUAAAAACAAAGUAGUUUCGCGUAAAUAUAAUUUACUCGUAAAACAUUUUUGCAUGCUCUGAACGUAACUGUUUUGCUAAUAUCUUAUGAAAUUACGGAAUGAUAGUUCAUUCUUCGUCGGCUUUCAUUUUUGUUGCAUGCCAUAUAUGGCAUGCAACUUUCAUAUAGCUCUAAAUUUCGUGUCGUGGUCGUGAGCGGCGGUGAGCGGGGAGCGGGGGUGAGCGUACCAGUCACGUGGUAGAUUCGUAAAAGACGACUAAUACCGAGUUUUUCCGACGAGAAUUUUCAUGCUGAGUUUUCGUCGAGGAAACGCAAAGAAAUAUUGAUUAUUUGCCGAAAAUUUACAUAAUUGAGCGCUUUAGAAAAUAGGUCGAGGUAGGUAAAGCUUUUCUGUUUUUAACUUACCUUGUAUUUUGUUAUUUGUUGUGAUUUUGGAGCCGUUGUGCUCGCACUGAUUAUCAGGCGUUUAUUUAUAUUCAUAUAUCGUGAAAGCCUCAAAGCCCACGCUAUCAAAACACUCAAUUUUUAUAUACUGAAACGGAGCCAUUGUGCUCGCACUAAUUAUAUACUGUGCAAAGCUUCAAAACUACAGCACAUUUUGUAAAUAACAUGAAAUAUACAAUAAAUAUCAAACAAAAUUUGAAUUAUAAAUAGUAUUGAAAUUUAAUACAACGAAAUAGCAACCAUUGUGAAGUACGCAUAAGAUUCAACAUGACAUUCAGCAUGACAUUCGAUAUAGUGUAAAUUAACUCCUUUCAAUCACUCAAACGACCAUACAGGUCAUAUUAGCUGACUAGUACCUUUAUGCUUUUUCUACGUCGACAAUUUCAAUCAUUAUACAAAUAAUGAAUGUUUAUGUGUGCAAUGGUAAGAAUAUUUUCAUGAGGUGAAAGAUGGAAUGUUCCAUUCAACGAGGCGACAGCCGAGUUGAAUGGAACAUUCCAUCUUUCUCCGAAUGAAAAUAUUCUUACCAUUGCACGAAUAAACAUUCAUUAUUUGUUUUAUAUAAUACCAGAAUAGACUAAUAUUAAAAAGUUUACUGUAAGCUUCCUCCAUUUUGACGAGUCGUAUUGGCAUUAAAUCCCAUUUACUCAUGAGUUUCGAAUAUCGGGUUAAAAUAAACUGCGAUCACCGUACGAGAAGCAUUUUGACGGAUGCGAUUUAUCGAAAACACAAAGAGUGCAAUGGAAUAAAACGUAUAGUACAAUUGCACUCGCAAGAGUGCAAUGGAACGUAUUCCAUUGUACUCUUGGGAAAUGGAAUUUUCUAUUCAAUAUCACGUGACCAUAAACAGCCAAUUAAACUAUCAGAAUGCCUUCAAUGAGAUAUUAUAUAAAGUUUAAUUAACAAUCAGUUUCAAUCUACUAUAGUAAUUCACCGUUUCCACGUUUUUUUAUACGUUUUAAAAGAUGCAAUCAAGCUAAAUCUAUAGGAAAUAACGUUUAAUAUUUAGUUAUAAAUUUGUGAAGGAAAUCUAACAGUCAAUCGCUUUCGAUAAAACCUUGACCGACCUUGACCUUGUUAUUUCCGUCGCUUGCAACUAACGAUGAACGGUCGCUCAUAAAAACAUUGCCUAUUCGUGUGAGAAUCUUAAGUUUCUUAUUUUGACAUAAAAGCUAUUUUUCAAUAAAUAUAUUGAUAUUAUUAAACUUGUUGAAUCAAUAUUUUAAGUUUCACGCCAGUUGUACCAAAGGUUAUAAGUGCUAUAGCGCAUCAUAAGUCUCAGAAGGCAUGCAACAUGUACGCAUUGCGUACCUAUUUUUCUUCAAUCUAAUCGAAGUGUUUUCAUGUUUUUGAAACAAAAAUAUUUAAACUGUAAAUCGCCUAAAUAAUCGUCGAAAACUAUAUGGUUUCAAAAGCGUUACCUCAAGCUCAAGCAACGUAGAAAAAUAUAAAAAGUAGUUGUGUAAGUUUUUCAAAAGAUUAUUGAACUCCAUUUAUAUUAUAAAACAGUUGAAAUAUUUUUAGAACAUACUUGUUGAGUUUGAGUUUGUCUUCAUCUUUCGUGUUUUGUUUUCGCUUGCACAACAACCUUGAAAAUGUAUUCUUAAACGACGAUUUCUGUAUAUAUUCUGUUCAGAACUAUUACUUUUCGUAAAAAAAAACGCAACGGGAAUGGGUUUUUCUUCUUUCUAAAACUUUUUUCCACUUUAACUCUCGAUAUAAUUGUUUUUGCAAAAUUUUUUGAAAAAACCCAAUUCGCACUCCCCGCAACCGCGCGAAAUUCCUUGCCUCAGGAUUAUGGGACUAGUCAAAAUGCCCUUAUAAAUCCGCCAUUUUGUGGAGACAAAAUUUUUACUGAGAAAAGAUAGGAGCACGCAUUCUAUGUCUAUUAUUUCUAUGGCAUAUACUAUACGCGCCUUCAUUUGCGCCUGUCAUGUUAAAACAGGCAAACAUGAAAACGAGGCCAUCGGGGCAUAUGUGCAAUAAACAGUAAAGUCUAUUUUUGUGUAUUUCUCAGAAUUCUCAGAUUGAUGGUAGAAACAGUGAUAAAUCAAGAAAAAAUCCACAAAGAAGUUCUUUACUUGGGAUUGAACUAACACGAGCUCAUCAAUUACUCACAGAAGAACGUCAUUUUGAUCAUGUGGGCCACAAUGAUACACUAAAUACUGAAGAUAAUUCGAAGGUAGGUAUAAUGGUAUAAAAUUAUUUAAUAAUCUUUAUCAGAUAUAUUAAACAUUAACAAACAAUUAAAACUUUUUAAUACAUUAUUAACGUACAAGAAUUGAGAACCGCCGUUUCAAGCAAAUUUUCCUUGUAAGACGUUUUUAGCAGUGUUUCCAACAGGGGCAAAUAUUCGUGAACAUAUCGAUCGUACCUGUAUAUUUCAAAACAUCAGAUCUGCAUGUACUUGUUUGUUUGACCUAGCGAGAACGUGCCACAAAAGAUCUGCUUUUGUUCCAAAUGAUACUCAUCCAUAUACUUGGAGACAUUUAUGUACAGUGGAAGUUAGAAUCGUUUUAACAUGGACCAGGACAAGUUAAUUUUUCGUUCCAGUGUUUAUAAUUCAGAUUUUGUACACAUUUCCUCUGCUGGAUGUGUUUUCUGUAAAAACUACUAACAAUGAAGGAAUGAUUAUUACUAUGAAGGAAAGAUUUCUUCUGUACUUGGAGAAUUCUUAUUCAGUUUUUGAUUUUACAACGUGAGUAUAUGACCCCUGUACCCGAUGUGCCUGCGAUAUAAAUCAUACAAGUGGAAAAAAGCAUUUUUCUUUCAUGAUGAACUGUAUGUCAUGUACUGUGUUUAUAUAAUUUCUAAUUGUUAUUAACAACUAUAAAAAUGCAGGUGUUCUUUGAAAUUGCAGUGGUGCGAUUAUUACUAUAAUAUGUUUUUGCACACAUUAUAUAUAAUAAUGGUGAUUUGGGUUCUUUUGUAACAUAAGUUAAUUUCAUGUGAUAUACUACUGAUUUACUAUAUGACAAAAGUGUAUAUGUACUAUUUGAAACAUGAGCAGCCGAUCUUUAUCUGAUAUACAAACUCGAGCCGAAGGCGAGAGUUUGUAUAUCAGAUAAAGAUCGGCUGCUCAUGUUUUAACGUAUUUAAAAAACGACCCAUCUUAUGAGUUCAUUGGCGAAGUAAUUUUAAAAAUUAACAUUGUCUAAGCCGAGAAUAUCAAAGCUGAAGUUUAUGUAAAUCAGGACAAAUCUUUAUCCGAUUUACAAACAUUGAUUAAAGUGCAUAUGACAUGAAAUUUCUUAUUUUCUUAAACGAAAGAACUCUUUAAGCUGUAGUGUAACUUAUUUUUCAGUUUCUUGUUUUUAUGGUUUGUUCCCGAGAUAUUUCAGUUUGUUUGAUAUGUAAAUGAGUGUGAAUAUGUCCGCUAUUUUAUGACGUCACGUUGGUUGCAAGCUCAACUUACACUGGCUAUAAAUCUAUUAACUCUAAAAACUGUAGACAUCUGUUCACGUUUUUCUACAGUGUUUCAUCACAUUUACCAGUGAGUGAAGUUUGAAAUUAUCAUCUUGGAUGAUAGCAGUGAUAUUCAACCAUUUUGAAGAGCUUGCAACCAACAUGACGUCAUAAAUUAGCGGACAUAUUCACACUCAUUUACAUAUCAAACAAAUUGAAAUAUCUCGGGAACAAACCAUAAAAACAAGAAACUGAAAAAUAAGUUACACUACAGCUUAAAGAGUUCUUUCAUUUAAGAAAAUAAGAAAUUUCAUAACAUUCAUUUCUUUUGAAUUUUCUUCAUGAAUUAUUAAUGAGUAUUUUAAGGGAUAAUUAACCGAUGAUUUAUUAAGAAAUACAUAUGUGAAUAUAUGGAACAUUCUAGAGUAAUGCUUACCUUGUUUCAUCGUUCAGGAGUUGUGUGCCAAACAUACAAUUAUUUUUUCUAGUUCAGUUCAUCUCCUGGAUCAGCUUUAUAGAUUUUGGUAUCAAAGGUGGAAUUUAUCAACCUCGUGUGACAUUUUAUACAAGAAAAUAAUAUAUGAAUUAUUUAAAUAUUGGAUAUCUGAAUUAAACUGCAGAGAUAAAUGUUUAAACCAUUAUCACAAAAUAUAAAUCCAAAGUUUUUACAUCAUGUAAUUCGUAGGGAUAAUGUGCAGACGAUAAUGCGCACUAAAGUUAAUAAUACAAAUUAUGGGAAAGAUUUGUAAUUAUUUAUAAAAAUUCAUUUUUUACAAAGAGAUUCUGAGAGGUUUAAAAUACACUUUAUCAUUCGUACGUUGUGUUGACAGUUUGUGUUGGGAAUAAUUUGAUGCUUAACAUUACUGUAUCACGUGAUUCGUUUCCUGUAUUAUGUUUUUGCAUAUCGAAAAGUCAUUUUCUUAACCAAAGAUAAUUAAGCUCCUUAAUUACUCUCGAAAAUGUUUUUCUUAUCUGUACCCGAUUACAUAUUUAUUUCCUAAUAUUCGAGUACAAUUUCGUCCGUGUAUAUACAAGUUCCAGCUUUGGUUAAGACUCUGCUUAUUGUUUAUGAUGUGGUUAAGCUGUUAAAUGAUAGUAGCGUUAAAUGCUUGGCUAUACGUGGCAAUGACUAGGCGAGCUAGAAGCAUUUAUUUGGGGCUCGUUCUAUUCUCCUUUUAGUAGGCCAAACCAAAACCUAAGAUUACCAAAUCGCCAGCUAAUUUGUUGGCGGAAAGGUAAUACUUCAUGUAGUGAUUGUUUAUAGCUAGCUAUCGGUCAUCAUGAUUUCCUCGGUGUGUGAAUUAUUUAGUGGGAUGAUCAAGAUAUUUCGCGUAUUUCUACUCGUACUUAUAUAAUUUUUUAACCAUACUCUGUUUUCCUUGUUUCUUAAAAACGUAGGAUUUAACAUUUAAUUUUUAAAUUUUAUUUGCAGAUAAUAGAAAAUCAUCGUGCCAUUAAAGUGAAUGCAAAAGCUUCAUUUUCAGAUGAGAUUACAGUUAUUUUAAUAGGACUUCUAAUAUUUAGCUUGAUUUUUAACAUAUUGACGUUUUUUAAUACGUUCACACAUUUAAAAUAUUUACUAGAUGUAAUUCUCACUGAGUUAAUGAACGAAUUAUGAUAAAAUUUUGUAAACGAACUUGUGAUCUUAAAAAAGUACAUUAAAGUAGGAAUUUUAAAAUUUAAAAUUCAUAUCCUACGACGUAGGACCUACGUGACAUCUAUUCUAAUGCAGAGAUAUGUAAAAUACUAAUAUUGAUUAAUCGAUAUCUAAAUUAUUUCAUUUAUAAAUUAUCGUAAUUAAUUGUAUGAUGUAUGUGGCAAUUUCCUGUCUUUAUUCUCUUGUAUAAACGUGCCGAUAAGCUUGUUUAAAAAGUAGUAUAUAAAUAUUGACCUUCAUGACACGGUGUGUGUUAAAUUCUUGUUGAUGUUGUAUUAUAUUAACACUACUCAGACAUGAUAAAUACGAAAAGUGAUAUUAAAUGAAAACUUGAGACCUCAAUUUCCGUCAGUAUUAUAUUAAAUGGCUAUUGUGUCAGCACAAUCCAUUAACAAUCGCCACGAGAUAAUAAAACUUUAACAAGCUUUUAAUUGCUAUUCAGCAAGCUUUCUGUCUUUUUUAGGAAAACGGUUUUAAUAUUUUAUAAGAGAAAGAACUAUUUAUAACGAUCCUUGACACUGUUUUAAGCCAGUGUUUUUAUGACAAAUAAUUGUACAUCAUUGAAAUGGAUUGUCAUCCAGUUGUACAUACAGCUGUAUAAUUAUUGACAUUGUUGUCUGGGAUCUCUAUGACCGUUUUGGUUGAAAUAUUAAACCGCAACGUCAUUGAAAACCCAUUAACUGAAUUUAUUCGUAUUCACAAAAAAUGUAUUCUCUUGGACAAAUAUUUGUGCAUUAAACGUUAGCCUUGUCCAAUUGUAAGAGGAAAAACUUCCCACAUCCGGCAGACGAAUUAAUCGCUGGAAAACCUUGGUAUUCUGUAGACAAGACAAUUACAUGAGCUGUUCUUAUUUUAUCAAUGUAUUUACAGUAUCUGAAUCUUGCUUAUUCAUACCACAGAUGCCUGAAUGUUAUUCACAUGACCAUAAUAUAUCUAUAAUAUCUUCUUGACCGAGCUUUCUACAGUUCUAUAACUUACUAUUUAGGGUUAUACACAUGAUGUGGAGUUUGGAGCUUCUAUUAACCGUGAUUUUACCCGCAUCCGAUAUAACCUCAGUUUAAAAAUUUAUAAAGGUGUCCAAAUAAGAAUUAUAUGCAAAUUACUCAAGAAAAUUUAUUGUGUGUAUAGGAAUAAAAAAUCUGUAUCUACAAUGUAGGUGGUUGAAAAUAAAGUUCUAUUGAAUAGUGCUAAACCUCCUUUAUUACUUAUUUCACUAUUUUUGCCAAAUGUGGCAACCGUUGUUGCCUCGUUAAAAGAACCACAGAAAUAUUUGAAAAUUGUUAAUCUGCAGCUGCAUAAUUAUUUAUUAUGUUGUUAUUCUUAUAAUUUAUGUUGGCAAAAUGUACAACAACUCAAAUUGACAUUUUGCGCUUUGUCAAAGAUGGAUGGAGACAAAAUCAUUUUAUAAAUUUUAGUCAAAAGAUGUAGUCAAAAGAUCUGUUUCAUAAGUUGACAUUAAAUAAUUUCUACGUACAACAUGUUUGGCCGUUUAGUUAGGCUGUUAUACUGGGGCGAGUUGUCCAAAGCUGGAUUAACGCUGCUCCUGGGUUUGUUUAUUUCUGCAUCGCCAUUUAUUUUAAAACGUCAGAAAGUAAAACUUCUGUUCAUCCAAACAAUAUCUCUGGGAAAUUAUUUCCAGCUUUUUAACAAGUUGUUGCUAACCGGCGUUCGAGCAACCGAUUCCCAGUAUUUACUUUUGCUUGUAUUAUAACUUAUGACGUGAAAUAUUUCGUUUAUCUAGAGGACUGGUGACGAGUUGCGGGAGACUUCGAGGAAACUUCAAAUUCAACGCGAGAAACAGAAGGAAAACGCGAGACAAAAACACACGGAAGAUAGUCGUGGACAUAAACAAGAUGGGUAAAUAUUUUUUAAAAAUGCUGGAAGUGCGACCAGGAUUGAACAUAGUAAUGAUUUUUGAGACGUUCUCUGGUUGGAAAUGUUUAUUUUUCACAAGCUUUCGGCUACCAGACUGGCAGCCGAAAGUAUGUGAAAAAUAAACAUUCCCAACCAGAGAACGUCUCAAAAAUCAUUAUGGGUAAAUAUUUGUUUGUAGAUGUACGUAUAAAUUAUAAUAGCGUGGUUAAUUAUUUUGAGUUCAAUUUUAAAAACUGUACACGCGCAGUCAUGUUUAAGACUCUGAAGAUUGUACGCGCGAGAAUAACAAGCUCCAAUCUCGUACCCAGGCCAAAUAUACGAGAUUGGACAAGCGCCACUUGGAAAACACACGACAGGUGAGUGGUGUUUUUUAAAUUGAAUAUCUUUUUUCCUUUUUAGUUCCAGGUCAUUGGACAGAAGGAAAUUAACAGGAAAUAAAAAACCUGCCACCGUUGUCAAAGUGUAAGAAGUGAUUAUUAUACACUUAAUGUCUGCUCCCGAGGGAAAUAGUUUUGUUUUCCAGAGAAUCUCAAACAUUGAGAUUUGAGGGAAAACAAAACUAACUAUUUCCCGAGGGAACAGACAUUCAGUGUUUUGUUAUAUAGCGUUGAACAAAAAUCAACAUUCAUACGACAAUUGUAUUUCGUGACAAAAACUGUACAGUGUAAACGAGAGUUUAAAACGGUUUCAGCAGCAUAUCCUGUUGCCUGUUGUGUAUUUUUCUUCUUUUUUACAUUCUUUAUUUGAACACAAAACUUGGAAAAUCGUAGUUUCUAAUUAUACGAGUUGUGCCGCCAUUUUGUUUAUUUAUGUACGUAACCAGUCGGGGCGAGCAACAAUUUUUAACUUGUUGCCCGGCAGGAUAUAUUGUAUUUAUCUAAAGCCACGUGACUACAAAUCAGCCAAUCACGUUUGGUGUUCACCCUUAGCUAUAUAACAAUAACUGUUAAUUCAUUUAAUCUGGAAAAUCCCUUUGUAAAAUAUAACAUGUUUAACUAUGUAGAAAAAGAUGACUGUUUUCAAUUUAAUUUUUUUCAGUAUUGGCAGCGAAAAUAAAUCGAGCGUUGUAAAGAAAGUUGAAGUUACAACUAACUUGGUAUGUAGAAAGAUAUGAGUUUAUUCAUGGGUUGUUUCUUAUCUCUGCUCUGUAACACGUGCAGACGCCUCAUUUCCAUGAUGUCAUAACCGACAUUAUGUAAAUCGUAAUAUCCAUUCUGAGGAAAUCUUUGUUAAUGACUCAAAAAAGUUUCAAAUUUAAUUACGAACUUUGUUGACUAUUGAAUUAACUUGAUAUUUCAGGGAAUGGAUUCGCUGAGGGGAGUGGGGUGUGCAGCUCCCUAACCUUUGAAAAGGGGAGGGGUUGCAAGAGGGGAGUGCCAAUUUCCUUAUCAUGUCCAUUUAUUUUCGAUAUGGAAAUGCAAUAUCCUGUCACCUUACCACAAUAAGGCCCCUGAACUCUACCAGAUCUAGCUGUUGGGUAUUGUAUGAAAGAAGUAGUUUCCCUUUGUUUUUUUAAGAAGUAGUUUCCCCGUUGGCAUCUCCAUUUCUUUGACUCUGCGGUAGUCACCGAAACUGUCAUGCACUUCAGUGGCGAACACUUGACUAGGGUGAAUGGAGGAAAAACAUCUCCAAUGUUGUGUUAUACUUGAAUAUUUGCGCCAGCCUCUGGCAACUGCUGAUCCGCCAUCACAUGUUUUUUUUAUGUCGACAGAAAGAAGAUUUGCAAGACAGUCGGAAAGAAGCUAAAUUGUCGAAGAAAAAAUUAGAAUCAGAAAAGAAGAAAAUAAGAAAAGAAAGUGACGUAUGUGAAAAUGAAUUACUAUUUAACAUUCGGGAUAAUAUUGACCAUAAUAUAUUUAAUCUAAUCUGUUUUGUCUGUUCCAUGCUUUCCAUUAGAGUGAUAGAAAUAGUGCUGAUGAGGAAAAAGGAGAUAAAAAUACUGAGGUUUGUGACAAUGAAAUAUGAUAUAGAGAUAUUAUAUGUUUAUUAACAAAAGUGCAAUAUUUCUUUCCUAUGAAUUAGUGCCAGUGGUUUGUUUCUUCCGCUAACCUUCGUAUUUAGAGAGGGAUUUUACUCUCGUUAAUUUUGCGUCUGUUUUCUGCUUAAUAGAACUUACCGUUCCCUGGAAUACACAAACGAUCCCAAUUGGCCACGCCGACCUCAGGUACAUAAUUUUCUCUUCGUUUUUCGUACGUAAAAUAUAAAUCUCGCGUGAAUCAGUAUCUUAAGAUAUCAAGCUUUAUGUGAUAUACCGGUCUCCAGGUAGGUUUGUGACCCCAUUCGUGCUGCUAAUGGAUUUAUGAUUUGGACAAAGCAGCAAAUUGCAACAACAGUUCUAGAAUAUUUCAAUGUUUAUAUAUAGCGUAUUCCACUUCGAUCCCAAACUUUACUGUACGAAGAAUGUAUGAAAGUGUUCGGGAAGAAUUUGAGAAAGUAGAAUUGCUUAGAGAAGUAAGUAUUCAUGAUAAAGAUGAUAUAUUUUGAAAGCAAUACUAAAUAGUUAUAUACAAACAACAAUAUAUAGAGGGUUAAACACUUUGCAGAAAAUUAUAAGCUAAAGUAACUUUAUACUCAUACUGGAUACGUUUUUCGGUUCUGUCUUGAAUUAGAUUGUUCAAAGUUCUUGCAAGAAAUGGCCGUAAUCCAGUGUUAACUACAAGAGCAAUCCGGAAUAUCCUGAGAAAACCUGCUCUAAUGCGACUCAUGCUAAAGCCGAUUUUCCACUUCGCCCGUAUCGUACCGAAACGUACUGGUGAGCAUGCGCAGAUUGAAAAGAGGUUUAUAAAUCCACGUACUUCCGGGUGUAUUCGCGUAUCAAAAUAAAACGUUUGUCGCAAGUCAACUUUUUGGCGUACUACGGAAGUACUAACCAAUCAACAUUCACGAAAUUUUGAAAUUUAAAAACGUUUUUGAUACGUUUCGGUACGGUACGCUUGAAGUGGAAAACCGGCUAAGUCAGACAGCUGCAUGCGGAUUGCAGGAACCAAACGGUGAAAGUCACUUCUUCUCAAAACAUCACCCAAAUGCAAUUUUGCAUGUGCAUGUAUAGCAACAAUGUCCAAUAUAUCACUAAUAUAUCAGAAUAUACUUUAUUGCUGACUGGGAAUAAUAUGGUUUGCCACUGUGUCACAAAGUUGUGUUUUUUCGUUUCUUAGGCAAUUGAAAGUCGGUUAAGAGUCAGAUUACCAGAUGAUAUACCGGCAUGCUUAGCGGAUGGUACUGUUCUUUGCCAUCUAAUUAACUAUAUCAGGAAAGGAACGAUACCAACGAUAUUCGUCCCCACCCCAAACAUGGUAGGUCACUUACAGCUGUUCGACGCUAUUUAUUAAUAUUUAACAACUUGCUGUCCCUCAAAGUUAUCCUUAAAUACUAUAAUUCGUUUUUGUAAGGACCGCAAUGAAUAUUAAAUGUAUAAACAACUGAAUAUGCUUGUUUUAAUAUAGCCUAAACUUACAAUGAGCAAAUGUCUAAAGAAUGUGGACCAUUUUCUCGCAGCCUGCUCAAAAUUAGGAGUUGAAAGGGUGAGUAAAUAAUAAUUUACGAGAAACAACAUACCUAAGUACAGUAUCAUCCCAUAUCUAGUUUAGAAUUUCAUUUUGGAGAUAAUUCCAAUAAACGACACAGUGCAACUGUGAUCACUUCAUAGUGGUCACAGGUUCCUAUCGAAUUUAUAGACUGCGUCUUUUCGUACGUUUUUAAUAAGACAAUCAUUGAACGUGCUGUGUUUAUUUAAGGAUAAACUAUGUAGCCCAUCGGACAUAGUGCAAGAGAAAAAUCCUGGCAAUGUUUGGUUAACGGUUGAAGCUCUACUAACAGAAACGAUGUCAAGUUAACAUCAGCCGAACAAAGAAAUGGUCUUACGUCAUCUCGCUAACACAAGCCAGUCGUGGACUAAAGAUAUAUUGAACAAUGAUAUUCGCUCCAUGGAUGUUGCCUCAGUCUAGUUUUUACUAAAAUGUACAGUAGAUAUAAAUUUUACAUUCUCAUAGAAAUACUUACUUGUAUUUAAUAGAGACAGCUUAAAAAUAGACUUCUGAACGUAGUCAACACAGUGUUGAAUUACGGAUCAACUUGGCCCACGUCAGGUGUAUAAAGAACUAAAAUAAGUAAAAAUAAUGGCAAAGAGGUGCUUUACUGUAACUGUGCAUGUAGGCUGAUUUAGAUUCAAGACGACAAUGCGACAAGGAUGAUCAACAAACAUGGCACAUCAACUUGUGCUAUUUCAGUUUUCUUCUAAUGGGCUCGAUGUAUUACUGGAGUGGUAUCUAAGGCGCGUAAAAUGAGAAUGCUGGAUGCCAGUCUCAGUCUUUUCCGGUCGAUUCUGCUACCACCAUCUUUAGCUUCUCUUUUUAGUCACAUUGUUGAUUGAUGUUCUUUCUCCAGUCACGCGAUGCAUGUUCACUCCUUUUUUCAUGUCAGCAAACUAUGUCAUAUUCACUUACUGUCAAUAUACUGAACGCAUCCUCAUGGUUUUGUCAGCCUGAAUCUAAAUUUGGCAAAAGUUUAUGAUAAUGAUGUUAAUUAAAGUCUAAUAUUAAUAAUGAUGGUACACCAAUGAACAAGGUUAAAAAGUUACAUAAGAAUUUAAUAGCCGUCAGUGCACAUUUCCACAAAUUUUAAAAUUAAUAGUCAAUGGAGUUGUAGUUGUUAAAAAUCCUCAUAACUGGAAAUGUAUUUUAAAUAAGAGAUUUGUUGAGUUUCUGUUAAAUGCAACACAAUGUCGGUUUAAUUCCUUAGUGUUCUUGCCAAAGUGCACUGAAAUAUAUAUAGAUCAAAAAUUAUCAAGAUAUUAAAAUAAUAGUCACCUUUUUAGAGAAAAUUUGUUAUACUAAGGCUGAAAAGACUGAAUUCACAAUAAAAGGUAACAAAUCAAACGUGUUCGAUUAUAUAGAAAAAUCAUCUUCAGGAUAUAUGUAUCCUGACUAUAUAGUCGAAAACGUUUGUUUCACCUUUCUUAAAUUUAGUUUUUAUGCCUCUAAUUAUAUGUGCAGAAUAAUGAUAGUUUUCAUAUAUUAUUUAGUAGGAAAUAAAUAUUCGUAUGAGUUGAUCAUAAUUAUUUAAAUUUUGACAUGCUUACCUUUUCUUAAUCGCCGGCUAUAGAUAAACGGACAUGCCUUGCGGUUAUUUCAGAUGCCGUGAUUAAUAUCAGAAACCUGUGAAAUUCCAAAUGCAGGCGCGCUGAUCGGCGUUGCGGAACAGGACUGGCAUGAACGUGCUUUUGAACGAAACCAACUGGCUAUCAAAGGACUGCGAUUUUCUAGUGCUUUCGGGCAAUCGCGUGGGUACGACUGGCUGUCGGGCAAUUGGACCUACUGCACACACAACGAAUCUUAGAUGUAGUUUUAUCACAUUUCCAGUGAGGAAUGCCAGAAAAAGGACUUUAAUAAUAAUAAUAAUUACAAUUUAUAUAGCGCAAAUUAGCAUUUAUAUAUGAUCAAAUGCGCUGUACAAUAAAGUAUUAAAAUAGUUAAAAUUGAAGUAUACCUAUCUAUGUAUUUAUGUCAAAAGCUAAUCUAAAUAAAUG
Paramuricea clavata is the source of this 23893-nucleotide messenger RNA. Lineage: Eukaryota; Metazoa; Cnidaria; Anthozoa; Malacalcyonacea; Plexauridae. The record is from the annotation of a GenBank genome assembly.